GCGUGUUUAGAUGCUGCACUCAGUCCUCCCGGAAGCUCUGUCCAAAAUGUCUCCUUGCAGUGCAGCGCUGAGUACACUGUCCCUGCUGUGUAUGCUGCUGGUUAGCCGGGCGUCAGACACCCCAAAACUGCGGGAUCCCUCUGCACCCCACAAGCCGGUCCGGCUGUUCACUGAUGAGGACCUAGCUUUAUACAAUGGCGAGCAGGAGGACGAGCCGAUCUAUAUGGCAGUUAAAGGAACCGUGUUUGAUGUGUCUGCAGGAAAAGAGUUUUAUGGGAAGGGAGCUCCCUACAAUGCACUUGCCGGAAAGGACUCAACACGGGGUGUAGCAAAAAUGUCCCUGGAUCCAGAGGAUCUCACGUAUGAUGCAUCUGGGCUUACUGAAGAACAACUUAAGUCUCUGGAUGAUAUCUUUGAAAAUGUUUACAAGAAAAAAUACCCCAUUGUUGGGUACACUGCGCGGCGAAUCUUAAAUGAAGACGGGAGCCCCAAUCCCCACUUUAAACCGGAGGAUCAACCACAAUUUAGUAUUAAAGAUGAAUUUUAAAAUGAAAGAAUGCCGGUCUACUGAAACCUUUAUAUUAGAGAUGGGUUAUUUAUUUUCCCUCUGGCCUUAAGAGUCCACAAUCCCCCUCUUUCCAGAGCUUUAUAUUAGCGGUUUCUAUAUCCAGUUUUGGGGCGUCAUAGUGAAUCCAUUAGCUCUUCAAAUUGCUACCUCACAACAUAACUCAACUGUGUGUUUACUACUUCUCCUUGGUAAUGUUUAUGUAGACUUUGUAUGAAAUAUUUGUAGAGGUUUUUUUCUUAAAACCGUAGCAUGUGUACAAUUGUUUUCCUUUUUUUUUUUUGUGUAAUGCCUAGUAUUGGGUUUUAAUACUCUGCUUAUAAAUUUAAGGCUGUUUAAAAAAAAAUAAAAAAUCAACUUCACUGCUAGACCUUCAGUCCCUUGCAAUUAAUGCAACUUAAUUUAAUUGGUUGGAGUUGUUAUUAAGGUGCUUUAUGAAUAUAACCAGUGGAACGAAAUUAAACUGAAAAAUACAUGAAAGUUCAUUUAAUUUGUUCUUGGUGUAUUUCAAGACAUGACAUACCGGUAAUCUGCACAGGUCAGCUGUUAUCACUAUUAUUGUUGUAAAAUUCUAAGUGAAUUUCAAAUAUUAGGUCACAAUAGCAGUAUUGGAAGAAUUCUCCAAGUCACCUAUGUU
Molecule: messenger RNA, 1202 nt
Organism: Pelobates fuscus (common spadefoot toad)
Lineage: Eukaryota; Metazoa; Chordata; Amphibia; Anura; Pelobatidae
Gene: NENF
Product: neudesin neurotrophic factor
Exons: 4
Coding region: 11-547 (178 amino acids)
Cellular component (GO): membrane; endoplasmic reticulum; endomembrane system
Source: RefSeq, a predicted model, not a curated record